GAGCAGUCGUCCAGUCGGAUCUAUUAUACAACCGGACAGACAAUGUCAAAGAAGCCUGUGCGUGUUAUGACAUUAGCUUGUUAGCUAGCAAGUGUACAUAUCAUACAUCUAAGUGUUAUGUUAACAUUUGUAAUUACACAGUAACUUGCGUCUGUCUUACUUAAUGUAUUAAUAUCCUCGAGGAAGAGUUACAGUUAAGCAGGUCCGUUCUCCAAACCAGUUAAACGUGGGCUAGCUUGGAAGAUGCGACUCACUUUGCAAGCUCUGAUCCAUGGCCGUGUGGCCCGUAAAAUGGGUCUGGGACCCGAGUCUCGGAUCAACAUGCUCCGGAACAUUUUGACAGGACUGGUUCGGCAUGAGAGAAUAGAGACCACACGGGCACGGGCAGAUGAGGUCCAGUUCUACGCCGAUAAACUGAUUGACUAUGCCAAGAGAGGAGACACGGACGUAAGAGCGAUGCAAAUGGCCAACUUCUGGCUCACGGAAAAGGAUUUGCUCCCGAAGCUUUUCAAGGUCUUGGCACCCAGAUUCGAGAACCAGGUCAAGGGUUACACACGCCUGGCCCGACUUCCCAACAGGGAGAACUUGGACCGGGCCUCCAUGGCUGUGCUGGAGUACAAGGGUAACCCAUUCCCUCCACUGUACCCAGUCAAACGGGAGAACGAACUGACUCUGAUCAAUCAGCUGAUGAAGGGCUACAGGGAGGAGAGGGCACAGCUGAGUGGCCCACAGUGAGCCCAGAGUGGGGGCGGCACAGAGAACUGUCUGAUGUCAAACUCAUCAAGAGCCUUUUUUGUCUGUUUGAAUUGAUUUACAAUGUAUGUUUAUGUUUUGAUUUGAUUUGUGAAGGUCAUUAAAUGAGAACAAGAAACUCAUUGGCACUUACUUACUUCCUAAAGUAAAGUGUUGAAGAUAAGGUCCUUUGUUAUAAGUUAGGUCCACUUCCUGGAUGACCCACAAGGGGGUACAAUAUUCAGUAGUUUAGUCACAGGCCUCCACUUUUCACUCAUUCCCUAGGUGCUGAGAUUAAGCAGAACAAAUCCGCUUGAAAAAAAAAAAACAUUGCACUUUUCACUUUCAGCUUCACAAUGAAGGAAGAAACGUUAGAUCUUUUAACAAAAUCAUUUCUUUUAAUUUGGCAAAAAGAGUACAUACAGCUGCUUCAGAUAAAUUCCAUUUGACACUCAAAACAGUUUCUGUUCAAGUCUCUGUGAACAGUAGUGUGCUCUUUACAGGAUCGUUCUCUGACGUGCUUGUUACUGUGCUGUUUUCUAUAGUAGGCAACAUUCAUAAGGUGACUGUGUCCUUGUAUGUGCAUCAUUCAUAGGAUUCCCCUUCAGGGUAUCGAUCAAUAAUAUCAUAAAUCAUGAAUUGUUAAGUUGUCCGACUGAACAUCUGUCAGCUGAUAGAUUUAGAUUAUAUGGACUAAUGUGGGUAUAAUGAGGAAUGAGAGAACACGCAAUAAAAAAAAAACUAAGCUAUUCCAACCA
Clupea harengus (Atlantic herring) is the source of this 1490-nucleotide messenger RNA. RefSeq names its product 39S ribosomal protein L17, mitochondrial-like (gene mrpl17). Gene Ontology annotation, molecular function: structural constituent of ribosome. The record is from RefSeq and is a predicted model, not a curated record. Gene Ontology annotation, biological process: translation. Gene Ontology annotation, cellular component: ribosome; mitochondrial large ribosomal subunit. NCBI's taxonomy places the organism in Eukaryota, Metazoa, Chordata, Actinopteri, Clupeiformes, Clupeidae.